Messenger RNA from Myxocyprinus asiaticus (Chinese sucker), 1766 nucleotides. Its product is annotated as rhotekin-like. Gene Ontology annotation, cellular component: actomyosin contractile ring. The record is from RefSeq and is a predicted model, not a curated record. Bases 192 to 1604 code for a protein of 470 amino acids. Gene Ontology annotation, biological process: signal transduction; actomyosin contractile ring assembly; septin ring organization. The transcript is spliced from 12 exons. Lineage: Eukaryota; Metazoa; Chordata; Actinopteri; Cypriniformes; Catostomidae.
CCUGUCUUUCCAUCGUUGCAGCUACAUUUCCAACUGGAUUUGACUUUCUUUUUUUUUUUACUGAUGGGGCCUUUAACAUAUAAAUUUAAACAUUUAGGGCGGAAUUAUUAAUACCGCAUUUCCACUUAGCAUUUCGAAGUGCACUCGGUCGAUUAUUUUAAGCGGAUAUUCAACAUAAUACAUCAAAAAUAAUGUUCUGCAGAAACCAAACUUCCAGAGCCACAGUGGCUCGUGGAUCUGCAAUGGAGAUGGAGGUGAAGAGAGGACGAUUCCGGCUGAGCGUGCUGGAGGAUUCCGCACAGGACUGUAAGGUCCAGGAACAGAUUGAAAGGGAGGUCAGGAUCAGAGAAGGGGCUUGUAAGCUGUUAGCUGCUUGUUCUCAGAGAGAUCAGGCUCUGGAGGCCUCCAAGACCCUCCUUACCUCUAACAGUCGCAUAAUGGCACUCAUGAGUCAGCUGCAACGCAUGAAGGAAGCCCAGGCCAUGCAGAAAGCUGGACGCAGGUCAUUUGAUGGCGGGGCUUUUGAUGAGAGAUUACCUUGCACAGGAAAAGUAGCCAUUUCAGAUAUCCGCAUUCCUCUUAUGUGGAAAGACUCUGAGUACUUCAAAAACAAAGGGGAGCUGCACCAGUGUGCUGUGUUCUGCUUGCUGCAGGUUGGGAUAGAGAUACAUGACACCGAUCUCGUAAUUGUGGACAGAACACUCACAGACAUCUGUUUCGAUGACACAGUGAUAUUCACUGAUGUACCUCCAGGCUUCGACCUGCGGGUGGAGCUGUACAGCUGCUGUGUGGAGGAGGAUCUCAGCAUGGGCUUCUCCACACGGAGACGGAGCCGGCUCGGAAGCUCUGUUACACGUGCCUCCAGUAAGAAAUUCACGGCAACUCUGGAGACGGCAGCUUCCUGCGGUUCCCACAGCAGCGGGUCGGGAUCCGGGGAAGGGGGGUCACCUGGAGGAGUGUCUCCGGUACUGCUGCCUGCCCUGUCUGUGCAGGGCCCUAAAUAUCAGCUCCUCGCACACACAUCUCUGACCCUGUGUCAUGUACAGAACUCUUUCCGAACCCAUGACCUGACCAUAUCUGGCACAGAGGACUCCUCUUUCUGGUUGCCACUAUAUGGCAAUAUGUGCUGUCAGCUUGUGGCCCAGCCUCUCUGUAUGACUCAAGAGGUCAUGAGUGGAAAACUCAGAGUUCGGCAGUCAGAGGCCAAUCCGGAGGACUGGAGAGACGUCUACGGUGUCCUGAAAGGGGCUGAUUUAAAGUGUUACCAGCAGCAAGAUGAUACUGAAUCUUUAGAGAAACCAUUGUUCACUAUUCCAAUUAAUAAGGACACUCGUGUGCGUGCCACAGACAGAGAUCCUGCAUUAAAUACAAAAAGUAUCACUAUAAGUAACCAGUCUGCCAGUGAGACUACAUACACACUUCUCAUGCAAACGCCUCAAGACACACACAGCUGGAUGGAAGCGUUCUGGCAGCAUUUCUAUGACAUGAGCCAAUGGAAACAGUGUUGUAAUGAGUUAAUGAAGAUUGAGGAGCCAUCUCCACGAAAACCAGUAGCGGUGACAGUGAAACAGGGCUCUUUGUAUCAUGAAAUGGUGUUCACUUGAUCCUGGUGACCCUGCACUGACUGACAACACCUACUUCAUUCUGUCACAAAUGUUUUAUCCUUGUAACCAUACAUUUUUAACUGUUGUAUAUGUUGUGUAGUCUUUUACUUUAAUGUUUUUCUAUAUAUAACUACUAUAUGUCAUGCUCCAAUAAAAAAUUAA